AUGGAAAAAGAUUGCAUAAAGAUAGAUCAGGAAAAGUUGAAAAAACUAGAAGCAAAGUUAGCUGAGGGCUUGCAGGAUCUGGCUGCGGUUGGGAGCGUGUUUGAUGGAAGCGUGAAUGAGAUCUCUAAAAUGCUCAAGAGUUUGGACAUGGACUUUCUGGCGGAGCAAUCCACCGAGGAGUUUAAAGAGAUCGUGCAGUUCGGCAUAGACGAAGGCCUGCUAAGCAUAGGGAGCAACAUAGGAAACAAGAGUAAACAGGAGACAGAAGCCAUCCAGAUAGCGGUCACCCAAGCCGUACUGGCCAAAGUCACUAAAAACAUCCGGGAAAACUUGAAAAAAUGCUUUUUAAUCGGCGGGGCCAUCCAGAGAGAUCUGAAAAAAAGCAUUAAGUCUAAAUUAGAAGCAGGCGCUCCUGUUGUGAAGAGCAAACGAGCAGCCCAGAUAAAAGAGGCCCUGCACGAAAACCAGGCAACCAUAUCGAAGACGUUCCGUGGUAUAGUAGAGUUCUGUGUCGAAAAGGUAAACGAAUUAGACUACUAUGCCAUACUGGACAACCAGCUAAACAAACAGGAGUCAUUACAACAAGAGGAGAAAAACCUCCCCAAAAAAAGGGGUAAAGCAGCAAAGCGCAGCUCUGCUUCACGGGGUGCUAAUGGCCGCUCAAAUGCGCGCUUCAGAAGCCGCGUGUGGAUCAUCUUGGUUGUGGCCCUUCUUCUACUCAUAGUAAUUAGCUACACGUUCCUAUAUACAUACAUGUAUCCGAACACAGCCUUUGCUCUAGCAGUCAAAGGCUUUAUGAAAUCGCUAAAACACCUUAUAAACCAAGAGAAUACUUCCUGA
This is a messenger RNA of Nematocida major, 840 nucleotides long. RefSeq lists its product as uncharacterized. Lineage: Eukaryota; Fungi; Microsporidia. The record is from RefSeq and is a predicted model, not a curated record. Bases 1 to 840 code for a protein of 279 amino acids. The transcript has a single exon.